CAGUCCUGGCGAGAUUCGCGCAUGCGCGAUUUGAAUCUAGUUUGUAGUUCGUAUUUUGGUUUUCGUUUAUUUAUUUUUGAAGUUUUUCAAUAAACAAAGUUUUUGAAAAAAAUGCAGCCAGAAAACCCUAAAGGAAACCAAAGCGACUUAAAUGUGGGGGCUGGAGACCAAGUCGAAUACGAUAAGACCAAACUCAUAGUAAAUUACAUCCCACAAUUUGCCACUGAAGAGGAUCUAGCUUUAAUCUUCACUCCUAUAGGAAGAGUCGAAAGUAUUAAAAUAAUGCGCGACUAUAACACCGGUUACAGUUUUGGCUUCGGGUUUGUUAAGUACUUUACACCCGAAGACGCUGCUAAAGCUAUCCAACAAAUCAACGGAAUGAACUAUAAAAAUAAACGUUUGAAAGUGUCGUACUCUCGACCGCCAGGCACAGACAUGAAAGACUCAAACCUAUACAUAACGAACCUACCGAAAGAUAUUACCGAAGAAGAAGUCCACAAAUUAUUCUGCAGCUACGGAGAAAUCGUCCAAAAGUCGGUCUUAAAAGACAAAAUCACGGGAAUGCCGCGCGGGGUCGCCUUCGUCAGAUUCUCAAAGGGGAACGAGGCGCAAGCUGCCAUAGCCGAUUUAGACGGGAAAAUGUUGGAAAACGCCAUGUUGCCGCUGAGCGUCCGGGUGGCGGAAGACCACGGUCGGCAGAAAGCACAGUAUUUGGACAACUGGGGCCUCUCAAUGCACAACAGGGGUUUCAUGCCGUUUAGAGGGGCGAUGCCUUUCAGAAAGAUGCAGCCCCCGGAUAAUUUGCAGAGUAGGUCCCGGUUCCAAAAUUACCAUUCGAAUAACGUGCGAAAUAUGGGAGCAGGCGAUAACUAUCUACAGAAUCCAUUCUUUUGUUGAAGGAUCGGAGCUGUGAUGGAGUUCUUUUUUUUCGAUUUUUGUGAAUGUUGGUUGUUUUUGUUCAGUUUUUUUUCGAUUUUUGACUGAGUGCGUUUUUCUUUUUCAGUUAAUUGAGCGUUAUUUUAUUUACAAAGUUAUAUAUUUAUUUUUUUAUAUGGAUAGCUGAUGAGAACUGUGCUGUCGCAGUUGAUAUAGUUUAAAUUUAUUUAUUUAUAUUAUACCUAUUUAUAGGAAAUGCAAUUUGAUCUGUCUAAGAAAAAACUUAACACGUGACUGACUAAUGAGAUUUGUUGUGGAAAUUUUGUGUUAAUUUUUUUCAGACGAGUGAAUCUGUAUACAUUUAAUGUAUUUUCUUUUUUUUUUAGAAAAUGACUUAUUUAUAAUUUAUUAUUAGUUUGAAGUGAAUAAAUUUUUAAUUGAU
Messenger RNA from Zophobas morio, 1318 nucleotides. It is a transcript of the gene Sxl, whose product is annotated as sex-lethal homolog. The transcript has 5 exons. NCBI's taxonomy places the organism in Eukaryota, Metazoa, Arthropoda, Insecta, Coleoptera, Tenebrionidae. Gene Ontology annotation, cellular component: ribonucleoprotein complex; nucleus. The coding region runs from base 112 to 897 and encodes 261 amino acids. The record is from RefSeq and is a predicted model, not a curated record. Gene Ontology annotation, molecular function: mRNA binding.